AACGCGAGAUUUUCGGUUUCCUUCCGGGCCAAGUUGAACCUGUCCAGCCCCCGUAGGCCGUGGGUCAAAAGUGCCGGUCAAAAUGGAAGUGAAUCCCCCUAAACAGGAGCACCUGCUGGCGCUGAAAGGGAAGAUCUGAAUAGCAGAACCUACACCAAAUAUGGAUGCUACAAAACUGGACGUAGUACAUAAGAGCCUAGACCUCAUGGAGUUUGGAAAGGAGUCAAGUGAUGCGGCUGACUAAGCCUACUUUAUUCACCAAUAUCCCAGUAACAUGUGAAGAGAAAGACUUACCUGGAGAUCUCUUUAACCAACUGAUGAGAGAUGAUCCUUCAACUGUUAAUGGUGCAGAAGUUUUAAUGUUGGGAGAAAUGCUGACUUUACCACAAAAUUUUGGGAAUAUAUUUUUGGGAGAGACCUUUUCCAGUUAUAUCAGCGUUCAUAAUGAUAGCAAUCAAGUUGUAAAAGACAUAUUGGUAAAAGCUGAUCUUCAGACAAGUUCUCAGCGUUUAAAUCUUUCAGCCUCCAAUGCUGCAGUGGCUGAACUUAAACCGGAUUGUUGUAUUGAUGAUGUCAUACAUCAUGAAGUCAAGGAAAUUGGAACACACAUCUUGGUGUGUGCUGUGAGUUACACAACUCAGGCUGGAGAAAAAAUGUAUUUUAGAAAAUUCUUCAAAUUUCAGGUUCUCAAACCACUGGAUGUGAAAACCAAAUUUUACAAUGCAGAGAGUGACCUCAGUUCUGUGACUGAUGAAGUAUUUCUGGAAGCCCAGAUUCAGAAUAUGACAACCUCACCUAUGUUUAUGGAGAAAGUUUCAUUGGAGCCAUCUAUUAUGUACAAUGUAACAGAAUUAAAUUCAGUCACCCAAGCUGGAGAAUGUGUGUCUACGUUUGGGUCAAGAGCAUAUUUGCAACCAAUGGAUACACGCCAGUAUUUAUACUGCUUAAAGCCAAAGAAGGAAUUCGCAGAAAAAGCAGGCAUCAUUAAGGGAGUAACAGUAAUUGGAAAAUUGGAUAUAGUAUGGAAAACAAAUCUAGGUGAAAGGGGAAGGUUACAGACCAGCCAACUUCAAAGAAUGGCUCCAGGUUAUGGAGAUGUUAGGUUGUCUUUGGAGGCAAUACCAGAUACCGUAAACCUUGAAGAACCUUUUCAUAUUACCUGUAAAAUAACAAACUGCAGCAGUGAAAGGACUAUGGAUCUGGUUUUGGAAAUGUGCAAUACCAAUUCCAUCCACUGGUGUGGAAUUUCAGGAAGACAGCUGGGAAAGCUGCAUCCAAGUUCUUCGCUCUCUCUUGCCCUUACUCUGCUUUCUUCAGUACAGGGACUGCAAAGCAUCUCUGGCUUAAGACUAACAGACACAUUCUUAAAGAGAACAUAUGAAUAUGAUGACAUCGCACAAGUCUGUGUGGUAUCUUCUGCCAUUAAAGUGGAAAGCUGAAGGAAAUUUCCAAUGUUAUGCUUUUCAUUUAGUUUCACAGAACUGCUUUUUGUCACCUUUGUAAAAUGAUGACGUCAACAACGAAGUAAAUAUGUUAUUUAAAUUUCUUUCCUGUAAAAUAGUUAAAAUAUUAAAUAUUUGUUUUGAAGAGAUCUGAUUUUAUCUUGUAAGUUAUGUUCGAAAUGAACAUGUGUAGAUUUUCUACACCUAUUUAAUUUCAUUUCAUUUUAGAUGAUCAUUGGGCUUUGUUCUCCAAAAGCUGUGUAUCUGAGACCAUUUGUCCCUGGCCAGUAUCUACACGAGUCAGCAAACUUUUUAUGUAAGGUACAAGGUACUAAAUAUUUUAGGCUUUGCAGGCCAUAAGGUUCUGUCACAAAUACUGAACUCUGCCAUUGUACUGCAAGAGCAGCCAGUAGCCAAAAAAAGUACAGUGGUGUACACAAAAAGCAGCAGCUGGACUCAGGAAGCUGAGGCAGGAGAAUCGCUUGAAUCCAGGAGGUGCAGGUGGCAGUAAGCUGAGAUCAUGCCACUGUACCACUGUACUCUAGCCUGAGCGACAGAGCAAGACCGUCUCAAAAAAAAAAAAAAAAAAAGAGGCAGCUGGACAGAUUUAGCCUGCAGGGUAUAGUUGGCUGACCUCAAUCUAGAAGAAAGAGUUGUUUCUUAGAACUUUGUAACAUUUUGUUUAGAAAUAUUUCAGUUAACUCCAGUUUUUUUCCUAGCUAUUCAGUCAGCA
This is a messenger RNA of Piliocolobus tephrosceles (Ugandan red Colobus), 2175 nucleotides long. RefSeq names its product trafficking protein particle complex subunit 13 (gene TRAPPC13). Gene Ontology annotation, cellular component: TRAPPIII protein complex. Bases 231 to 1439 code for a protein of 402 amino acids. The record is from RefSeq and is a predicted model, not a curated record. NCBI's taxonomy places the organism in Eukaryota, Metazoa, Chordata, Mammalia, Primates, Cercopithecidae. The transcript has 14 exons.